UAUCCAUCCACAUACAUAUAAGUGUCGUGGAUAAAGAGGGAUCAGGAAUCUUCCCCUGACUUCUUCCAAGAAAACAAUUUUUGAUGUCCAAAAGGCAUGGAAUUAUGCCACAGCAUCCAUCACCCAUUAGAACUCAGCUGGGCACCACAUAAAUGGAAUACUCCAUCUUUAUUCUUUUAGCAACCAGAACAUGAUCUGUCUCUCUUUAUAUAUUGGGCUGAGAUGAAGAAGUGAAAUCUGCAUAUUCAUCACUUGUCUUUUUUUAACACAGCCUGUAAUUUCUUAGAAAUCAAGUAUGUUAGAAGGCAAGGCGGUCAUCGGAGAGACCGAUAUGCUGCAGGCUAUGCAGCAAGAUGCACUUGAUUUGGCAGCUAAGGCGCUCGACUUCUUCGAUGUCACCGAGGCCACCGAAAUAGCUCGAUUCAUCAAGAAGGAAUUUGACAGGAUUUAUGGAUCAGGCUGGCAGUGCAUUGUAGGAACUGAUUUCGGUUCAUUUGUUACACACUGCUAUGGCUGUUUCAUUCAUUUCUGCGUCGGCAGUCUCGCUAUUUUGCUCUUCAGAGGAUCCGCCGGACAAGAAGCUGAGGAAGAAGAUAUCCACCAUUUUCCGGCGUAAACUCGAAGUCAUCGUCGUUAUUAGGCUUGGGGGAAGUCAGCAAUGCCGUGUAAAGCCUGAGCCUGUCUUCCCCGAGCGACGAGCAUCUCGACAAUGGCCGGCGCGGCCUGAUGAAUGACAGCGAUGUUAACGUCAGGCGGU
Molecule: messenger RNA, 757 nt
Organism: Andrographis paniculata
Lineage: Eukaryota; Viridiplantae; Streptophyta; Magnoliopsida; Lamiales; Acanthaceae
Exons: 3
Coding region: 296-616 (106 amino acids)
Biological process (GO): microtubule-based process
Cellular component (GO): dynein complex
Molecular function (GO): dynein light intermediate chain binding; dynein intermediate chain binding
Source: RefSeq, a predicted model, not a curated record